CGGCACAGUUUCUUUCUUAUACUUCUUUAGAGUAAAGCCCCCCAUGUCUCGGUUCGCUGUUGCAGGAUGUCGUAAACCUUGAGGCAUACCCCGAGACCUCGCUUUCGCGAUGGCGUCGAAAAGUAAGACCACGGCCCGGACCGCCUGGUCUUUUGAUGAAUUUCGGACAUUUUUGGCUUUUGCCCUGCUAGGUCUAGCCAACACGAUCCUACCAUUCCUUAUCCACGCCGCAAACUAUCUCAUAAUUCCUUACCCACGGCACAUCGUCAUUCUCAUCGAGGUCGCGCCGGUACUCCUCACCAAGCUAACGCUACCAUUCAUCAUCCACCGCAUUCCUUGCCGAAUCCGGCCGCUUCUCGUCGCGGUAGUAUGGGUUAUUCUCAAGCGAAUUGCAGAUGAUACGCCGCCGAAUGUACCUCCGCCGACACGAAUUGCGACGACUAUGAUUGCAUCGGCUGCAUCCGCAGCGAUGGAGGUGUCGUCUAUCGGGAUGAUAGGGCACGCCGGGCUUCCGGGUCUCGCGGGGUGGGGCUUCGGUACCGGGGCGGGGUCGCUGGAGAACGCCAUAUGGCCGUUCAUGCUGACGUACGGGGCCGGGAAGCUUUUGCGCAGCGCUACGACGUAUAUAUACUACGCUGUGGCUCUGCUUCUGGUGGCUCACUUUCUCGUAUUACCUCAACGAUUCUCAAAGAGGGGUACGAAGAACGCGCGAGGGAAGCAACGUGAGGAUGCCAGUGCCGAGGAAGGACAAAUCUUCUUGUGGCAUGACGGCAGCCGAUCGAGAACCGCUAAUCCGAGUAACGAGCGCAGUGGCCUUCAGAUAUUCUGCAGUCUCAUACAAUCAGAGAUGUUGCCUCUCUUCAUAGCAUCCGCAGCGAUGUCUCUGUCACAGUACGGCCUCGCCAGGCCGCUCGACGGAUCGGCCUUUGAGACAUUUGCCCACUUUUACACCACAUAUGGCAUGGCUCUUCAUCUAGGGGUAUGGAUCGGACGGUCUUCGCUCCAGUUUCUCCCGGUGCGGAAUCUCAGACUGCACAUGACUGCUCUGUGCGUCUGGACGAUGCUUGCAUUCUUCAACGCCGUGUUCCUCAUUUCGCCGCACCUGGCCUUUUUUCUGGUCUUCUUAAUCGGUCUAGCGGCGGGAUCUGUGUAUGUGAAUGUCCUGGCAAGGCUAGUUGGAGAGGGGAGGGAAACGGCUGCUAGGGAGGUUAGUCUUGGGUUUGUUACUGCUGGCGAUGCGGGGGGUUUGCUUGUUGGUGGCGUGGUGGGUUCUCUUCUCGAGAUGGCGAUGUGUCGCUCGCUUGUCGAUGGCAAACGGUGGUGCCAUAAAGCCCGGUAGAGAGGUG
Molecule: messenger RNA, 1346 nt
Organism: Colletotrichum phormii
Lineage: Eukaryota; Fungi; Ascomycota; Sordariomycetes; Glomerellales; Glomerellaceae
Product: batten's disease protein Cln3
Exons: 2
Coding region: 110-1339 (409 amino acids)
Biological process (GO): regulation of intracellular pH
Cellular component (GO): vacuole; membrane
Source: RefSeq, a predicted model, not a curated record